Haliotis rubra (blacklip abalone) is the source of this 2900-nucleotide messenger RNA. RefSeq lists its product as uncharacterized. NCBI's taxonomy places the organism in Eukaryota, Metazoa, Mollusca, Gastropoda, Lepetellida, Haliotidae. The transcript has 5 exons. Gene Ontology annotation, molecular function: protein binding. The coding region runs from base 144 to 1436 and encodes 430 amino acids. The record is from RefSeq and is a predicted model, not a curated record.
GCCCUGCUUUGUUGUCCCUUGAAAGCGACUGAGGGCACGAUAGCGACAUGUUGUAAAUAAGUAAAGGUAUUAACAGUUAUCCUCAGCAGUUAAACGGAUGCAUUUUACCCGUUAGGAUCGCAUUUGGACGAUUAUAAUCAACCAUGAACGAGAAUGAACUCGCGAUGUCUCGUGGUGUGGAUUUAUUUCUCCAGUCGAUCGGAUUACAAGGAUAUAUAUCCAGCUUUCUUCACAGAGGUUACGAUCGCGAGACAGACCUACAGUAUAUAGGGGAGGACGAUUUAGAUGCAAUGUGCAUUAUGGAUCCCUCCCACCGGCGUGACCUACUUUCGGCAGCUAAGAAGCACAAGAUCAGCGUGGAGAGCAAGUUGCUAGAAUGGCUGCGGGGGUAUGAGCUUGAGCAUUACUUCGUCGGUUUCAUCGGCAGCGAACUCGUGGACCUGGACGACAUCGCACGUCUCAGUCUUCCCGACGUCAACGUGUACGACGAGCUGGAGAUGACAAUGCUGGGGCACCAACGGCGACUAGAGAGGGCAGUGCGCCAGUUGAACAAGCGUCGGAGGACCGAAGACUCGGAUCUCGAGGUUCCCGUCGCCGAGGGGUUCUGGGGUAAACCCACCAACCUCGACGACGCCAAGUACGACUUCCUCUGCGUGGAGGCCACCAUAGCAUCGACACGGGACGCCUCCAGAAGUCACAAAAUAGACUUCAUGGUCGAUUCCGGAAGUGACGUCACAACGUUACAAGAAGAUCUUUUGUACACCUUAAACCCGGAGCUCAUCGGACCCAUCAACAGCAAGGGAGUUCACUCUUCCAGGAGGAAGAGCCUGUACAGAGCCAAACUCACCAUUGGAACUCAAGACCUGGAAAUAGAGGUUAUGGGAGAAUCUUAUAAUUCACUGGGAAGUCGCGUGCUACGUCAUUUCCGGCAUUACAUCACGGGAUCUAAACAUAUAUGGCUACCUGGUGACUUCUUUGACCCAACGAUGUCGUCUGCCCUAAUGAACGCAAGCCGACCCGAUGAUUCUUCCGAAUGCAAGAAACAAGCUCCUACCAUUCACGAAACAGGCGAGUCGUCCAAGAAACAGUCAGGCGAGACAAACACAGUGACGUCACAAGAUACCACCAUGACGUCACACAAUACGCCCACGUCACAUCAUACGUCAAAUUCCCCUGAAAUAACAGACGACAAUAUUGUUCAUAUAAACCAACAAGACGUUAUAACACACGAUAAUGAAAUAGCAGCUAGGGGUUCUGCUCUGGAGGUCAGUGCACCCUCAGAUAGUGAUAAUCGUGACUCGGGGGAUUGUGUACGUGCAGCAGAACAGGUUCGCGAGUGUUUCAGCGGUGGCGGAGGAGAAACAGAUGGCAAUAUUCCCGGAAAGCAUUCAGUACAUAACGGCCAGAUAUUACACAAUGGAGACACUAAUUCAUGAUGAAGACAGGGAAUGAAAUACUUCCCACUGACGCGCCAGCCAUGCUGUAUUCAGCCAUUGUGAUGAAGGCAUCAUGAAUGACAAUGGCACCGAUGGCGGUAAAGUAAACACUGGACACAGCUCGUUGUGUUCUCGCUCGAUGGCGACUGUAUGGCAUAGUUUGAUGAUUACAGUGAAACAGUAAAAUUGUUUCGAGACACGAGUCACACUCUGCUGCCUGGGACCAGGAGUUAAUACUCUCUACUGGUGGAGAUGCAUCACUGAGGCCGAAUAGACUGGAUAAUCGAGACUGCAGGUCUGACGUCCUCUACCUGUUCUUUCUCAAUGCUAAUUCAUAACGUGAACACAGAGCUUGCAAGCAUAAUGGUGCUACUAUUUAAAUGAUAUUUGCAGAUGAAACUGGUUUACGUGUUACGCCACAUCCCCGAUUGCUACAGUGAAACAAAGACUACAAGUCUAUGGAGAAACAAUGGGGACAUUACACUAUUUGACCCUUUCCUCAGUAGUGUGGGAAUGGCGACAUCAGUGUCACUACGUUUCACCGUGUGCAAUUAAAAACAACUAAAAUAUUUGCAUAACCAUACAAACUCCCAUCUUAACCCAGUGUCCAAUGUAAUGCAUCAGAAGCGUGUGCAUAUAGAUCACCGUCAGAUAGCGAUGACACCGGGUGUUCGGGAAAUGUGACACCCAUGGCAUCGAGAUCCCACAUGAAACACCCCACACCCCUCUGCCCUGCUGUACAGGUCAUUUCCCCAACAAGUGUUGAUCUGUAUUAUCGAUGUUGUCCUACUGCUAGACGUGUGAUCAUGGUGUUAUUUACACCGAACUCCAGCUGGCCCUUUCUAUACUCAGCCCUUUCUAUAACCUGCCCCUAAAUAACACAUGGGGUGGCAUGUUUAUAGAUAACACUAGUACGAUGAACAUUAUUUAUCCUACUGUAUAUUCACAUGCAGUAUUGUUAUGACGUAUAUUUAAUAUUACAGUUUGUUAUCUAUUCAGCUGUGUUCAAGCGGUGAUGAUGAGCAUGUCUGAUCGAUGGUUCUAUAACCGGUAAUACAUUGUGUCACGAAUACGUAACGUGUACAAGUGUAGAUUGCAAUCAAAUGAAGUUGGUACUAGAUUGUUUAGACACUAUGUAAUUUCUUAACAAUUAGUUUUUACCAAAGAUGCAUAUUUUCAUAGCUAUUUUAGAGCAUUUUUGUUCAGAUGUUUUUAUUAUCCAGAUAUUUUGGCCUAAAAUACGUUAUUUGAUCAAUCUACAUGUGUAGCUUCAUAAGGCCAUUCGGUACCAUACUUGCAUCAUUGACUUCUCCUGACAUUCCGUGCUCAUGUUCACGAUUCACAUUUCAAUGUGCAAUUAAAUAUUGCUCAAGUAAAUGUUAACAUGUAAUAUGUUAUUUAUAGAAAGUACGUUUUAUUUGUUAUUGUUUUGUACUUGUAAACAUAAACUCUUACUUGUUCUCA